This is a messenger RNA of Ruditapes philippinarum (Manila clam), 819 nucleotides long. Its product is annotated as hemagglutinin/amebocyte aggregation factor-like. Bases 114 to 713 code for a protein of 199 amino acids. The record is from RefSeq and is a predicted model, not a curated record. NCBI's taxonomy places the organism in Eukaryota, Metazoa, Mollusca, Bivalvia, Venerida, Veneridae. The transcript has 5 exons.
UGAACUAACCUGUAAUGUUAGUCAAACGCAAACUAUAUAUAUAUAGGACGAAAUAAAGAUGUGAGUAUGGACAGAAAUUCAAACAAAAAGCUGAAAACAUUUGAAACAUUGCUAUGACGCUUAAGUUUGUUGUUGCUCUGUUCGGGUUGUACUUCUGUCCAACACUGCUGGCCUGCAGAUGGGCCAAUGAUUGGGAUGGUCCGUUAAAUUUUGAAUGUGGGAGUGACCAGUUUGUAUCACAUAUCGAGAGUGAUCAUAGAAAUGAUAAAGAAGAUAGAAGGUACAAAAUGUGCUGCAGACAAACACCUAGAUAUGUCAAAUUCGAAACAACAAGAUGCCAUUGGACAGAUUACCUCAACAACUAUGAUGAAUUUCUAACAUUUACCUGCGGGAACAGUGGUUACAUAAAUGGGUUUAAGAGUAUUCAUAGCAAUCAUCACGAGGAUAGGAAAUGGAAAAUUCGCUGUUGCACGGUUCAAGGCUUGUACCUUCCUUCUCACGAAUUCACAUUCACUGGAUGGACAAACAAUUGGGAUGGUCACCAAGACUUUACCACCCAGCAUAAUCAUAUAACCGCAGGUGUUUGGUCAGAACAUAGCAAUCACCACGAGGACAGACGUUGGAAUUAUCUUGUUUGCAGACCGAGUCGAAGUACACUGACAAACAUAUUGCAACGCCAGAAUGAUACUUCAUUAUACGUGGAACAAAAUUGAUUCUGAUUUUUGAUAAAAAGUAGUUACCAGUUGAUUUAAUUCACCAAUGUUUUGUAAUGCUUAGAAUAAAUAUUUUAGAAAUAAAGCAAUGCAAAAUAUCAUAAAA